Diospyros lotus (date-plum) is the source of this 2288-nucleotide messenger RNA. RefSeq lists its product as uncharacterized. Gene Ontology annotation, cellular component: DNA replication factor C complex; nucleus. The record is from RefSeq and is a predicted model, not a curated record. Gene Ontology annotation, molecular function: DNA clamp loader activity; DNA binding. The coding region runs from base 1 to 2205 and encodes 734 amino acids. Gene Ontology annotation, biological process: DNA-templated DNA replication; DNA repair. NCBI's taxonomy places the organism in Eukaryota, Viridiplantae, Streptophyta, Magnoliopsida, Ericales, Ebenaceae. The transcript is spliced from 11 exons.
AUGCCGAGUCCGGUGAUCACAAGCUCCUCAUCCGACACCAGCAUUUCCAAAGCCCGGAGCCCCCACACGUACAUCCCUGCUUCAAGCCAUUCUUCAUAUCUGGCUGAAUCGAAGACAUCUGCCUCGGCCAAGAAACUCGGGAACUUGAUAACGAGGAGGAGCACUUCCUCGUCCAAGAACUCAGGGUUGACUGAAGAGAAUCUUGCAGAGUUCAAUAGAAUAGAUGACAUCUUGUAUGAUCAGAAAAGGAGCAGUCCUUACUACUACAAACUCACCGACUCGUCCCUUUUUCUUAAUCGACAAAAAGCUUCUGAUGCCAGCCCUGGAAGAGACAGCAAUGCAACCUCCUCAAUUAGCUCAGGCAGCAAACCGAGUUUGGUUGUCAGGAUGCAAGGGUGGAAGGCUUAUUUUAAUUCUCAUGGCAAGGAAGAGAAGGCCGUGGAAGUUCAAAAUAUGAUCUCAACUGUGAGUACUAGAGGUUCUAAACACGUUCUCGCUACUUCUUCUUCUUCCAUUUCCUCAUCAUCUUCAUCAAGGACCGAAGGAAGGACGACGACUACAACAUUAGAAAAGGAAUUGGAUUUAGAGGGGGCAGUUUUGAGCGUUGGCAUGACUGCAAACGAGUAUUUUUUGGUAAAGAAGUCAUUGAGGGAGAGAGAUUCAGAACCUCUAGUACUACCAUCGUUGUGGCAGCUGCCACCGUCAUCACCAGCCCGCCCACAGGAAUAUGCAUCACCACCAGUAGUGGCACCAUCUCGAGAAGCACAUCAGUCAACGCCACCAUCAAAACUAAUAUCAGUCUCAUCAUCACCUUGUGCAAAACCCUCACCGCCGGCUGAACAGCCACCAACUCAACAGUCACUACCAUCACCACAGCCACUGCCUGGACAAACACUGGCUCCGUCAGUGCAGCCAUUUGCAUCACUGCCCCAGAUUGCAGAAACAACACCAAAGCAAGAGAGGCCACCACCAUCACCUGCACCCACGUCAACCCAAACAUCAGUGCCAUCGCCCCAGAAAGAAGCACAAACAUCACCUGAAAAUAGUAUCACAAUAUUGGAUCAGAAGAUAACACAGACAAUAAAUGAAAGAGCUUAUGUUUGGGCAGACAAAUAUCGGCCUCAGGCUUUGAAAGAUUUCAUCUGCCACAAGAAGAAAGUCCUUGAACUUCAUGCUGUGGCAAAGCCAGAAAAUUGUGGUCAUUUUAUAUUUGAAGGACCGACAGGAGUGGGAAAGAAAACCAUGAUAUGGGCUAUGCUUCGCGAAGCUUUUGGAGCUGACAGAGUACAGACAAGGGAGGAGUGCAAGCUAUUCCUAUUGAAGGGGGAAGCUGUAGCAAGCAUCAAAGUUUCUGUAAAGAUAUCCAUGCAGCACGUGGAGGUCAGUCUUUCUGAAGUGAAAGGGUAUGAGAAGCAUGUUAUCGUGGAACUUAUCCAGGAAACAAUUGACAGGAUAUCCAAGAAAGCCAUACACUGCAAUCAAGACACCUGUCGAGUUAUCAUUCUAUAUGAAGCAGACAAGCUUAGCGCAGAUGCCUUACAAUAUAUCAAAUGGCAAUUAGAAAGGCAUUCAGAAUGCACUAAAGUCUUCUUUUGCUGCAGUGAUGCCUCAAAGCUUCAGCCAAUAAUGUCCCUUUGCCACGUUGUUAAAUUACUUCCACCUUCAAAUGAGGAAAUUGUUGAAGUUCUGGAAUUCAUAGCCAAACAAGAAGGAAUAUAUUUGUCAAACCAAUUGGCUGAAAGGAUUGCUAACAACUCCAAAAACAACCUAAGGCAAGCCAUUCGUUCGUUUGAGGCAACCUGGCAAGCAAAUUCUUCCCUGAGUGAAGAUCAAGAAAUUUUGACUGGUUGGGAAGAUGAGAUUGCAAACAUUGCCAAAAACAUAGUAGAAGAGCAGAGCCCAAAACAACUAUAUAACAUUCGCGGGAAGCUUCAAAAUCUUAUCGAACACAAUGUAUCGCCUGAAUUCAUCUUUGAAGCUUUAGUGGGAGAAUCGAAGAAGUUUGCCGUUGAGGAAUUCCAGCCACAAAUUGAUAGUCUAUACGAGCAUUAUAAGAAACAAAUACAAAAACGGCACGAAAAAACACUCAGAAGGCAUAAUGAUCCAGUCAAAAGGAAUUUCCACCAUUUUCUGACAAUUGAAGAGUUCAUAGCAAAAUUUAUGAGCUGCUAUAAGAUGACGAUCAUGAACAACAAAGGCAGAUGACUUUAUAUGUGUUACAAAGAGAAUUACUCGGUCUUCUGCUUAUGUAUCACAGAAUAUUGUUUUGUAACGUCAAUAUUGCUACC